Paramuricea clavata is the source of this 1062-nucleotide messenger RNA. The record is from the annotation of a GenBank genome assembly. NCBI's taxonomy places the organism in Eukaryota, Metazoa, Cnidaria, Anthozoa, Malacalcyonacea, Plexauridae.
AUGCAGCGGUUUCUUAUAUAUCAUUGGUCAAGAUGGCAUAACACAUUUGAUUUUGAGAAGAGCGAAGUAGACAAAAUAAAACCGUUAAUACAAAAGUUUGAAGAUUAUUGCAUACCGAAGCAGAAUACAACAAUGCAGCGAUACAAAUUUAAUAAACGUGUGCAAAGCGAAACCGAAUCAGUUGACCAAUAUGUUACGGAACUACGGCUUUUGGCGAAAAACUGUCGUUUUGGAGAACUAGAAGAAGAGUUAAUUCGGGAUCGAAUCAAUUGUGGCAUAAAAGCGGACAGACUUCAAGCUCGAAUGCUUCGAGAAGACAAUUUAACUUUAGACAAAUCCAUUAGCAUAUGUAAAGCAGACGAAGAAUCGCGUAAACAACUUAAAGACCUAACGAAAGAUGACAGUUUUAAAGUAAGUUCAGUGAAGAAAAGUUCAAGAAAAGGGAAUAUUGAAAGCAGACCAGCGAAGUUUGGGCGAGAAAAACAGAAGAUAUCCUCGAGCGGCUCGAGCGAAGUAAUAAAAUGUAGCAAAUGCGGGCGAGACCAUCCAAGCAAGCAAUGUCCAGCAUAUGGCAAAGUCUGUCAUGCAUGCAGAAAACUAAAUCAUUUUGCGAAGUGUUGUCGCUCAAGAAAAGUACAUGGAAUUGAUCAAAUGCAUACAGAUCCGGAUAUUCUAUUUGUUGGAACGGUUGAUAAGAAACCCGAACAGUCGACUAAAACAGAAUUGACGAAAGACGAGUGUUUUAUAACUCUAGAGGUUAAUGAAACACCGAUCAAGUUUAAAGUUGACACAGGAUCUCAAGCGAACAUAAUUCCCAUGUCGAUGUACCGAGAAUUGAAAGGGCCUAAAGAACCAAUUCAGGCAUCAAGGACCUCAUUGACAAGCUACACUGGAGAUAAGCUUAAUCUUGUUGGCAAAUGCACGUUGAAAUGUAUGAACAGACGGCCGAAUUUUUUCGUGAGUGAAACAGAUCAGUAUCCUAUGCUGGGUAUUCAAGCGUCGCAAGAACUCGACAUAAUCAAAGUUGUGAUGAGCACUAAUAAAGAGCUCCGGAGAUCUUAA